UCUAAUUUCGUUUCGCCAUUUUGAUUAUCAGUUUUCUCGUGCGGCUUGUGGAGGACAGUUUUACGUAUUCUGCAUAUUUUUGGUGGAAACUGUUCUCUAAUCGUGAACAUUCUCGUUCAUCCAGAUCAACUCGUUUGUAAAGAUAUUGAUUUUUGUCUGAAAUCUUGCGUUAUCAUGGCGGCUAAAGACAUCAAAUCAUUUUUCUACGAAUGGUGCCAGAAGAAUAAUGCAAACCCUACUUUUGAAGUGCGGCCAACGGGCCCGAAGCAGCGCCAGCGUUUUCUCUGCGAAGUUCGAGUUCCAUCGGAAUCAUACGUGGGUGCGGGCAAUUCCACUAACAAGAAAGACGCUGAGCGUAAUGCUGCCAAAGAUUUUGUCAAUUAUCUGGUUCGGGUAGGAAAAAUCGCUGCUUCUGAUGUGCCUGCUGAUUGUGGCAGCGAAGGCGGUAGUGGUGGAGCACCCUCUUCAGGCGGUCCACCCUCGUUAAUGGCUAUCAAUCCGGCUAAUGUGUUCCAAGGGGGCCUUGGACCAUCCGAUCUAGGCCAGGCGUAUAGACCCUACGUCAGGGAGAACAACGAGUAUAUUCCGUCGAAGGAAGAAAUAGCUCAAGAUGCGGCCAAUAUGGAGUCGGCUGAAUCGCUAGAUGUGAAUGCUUCCAUCCACGGUAACUGGACGAUUGAGAAUGCCAAGGCCAAACUAAACCAUUGGUUGCAACUGAACAAGUUGAACCCGGAGUACAAGUACACUGCUGUAGGGCCGGACCACGCUAGAAGUUUUAUGGCCGAGAUGACCGUCUUCGUGAAGCAGUUGCGUCGUUCCAUCACCGGUCGUGAGUCUGGUUCGAACAAACAGUCGGCUAGUAAAUCAUGUGCGUUGUCGCUCGUUCGUCAGCUGUUCCAUCUGGGUGUAAUUGAAGCUUACGGCGGCACCAUUAAAUCAGCAAAGGCCCAAGAGCAGCAGAAACCGUUUCCGGUUCGCAUUUCACCGAAACUGGAAAAGCGCAUUGAGGAGUGCUUGCGGGAUGUGGAAAUUCAACCAGUGCAGGUUCGGCAAGAUACUGAUAGCAGCGAACCGGUUAGCUUACUGCAUCCCUCAGAUGAAGUGCACUACAAGCCACAGACCAUUAACUUGAAACAACAGGCAUCUGUCAUUCCGUGGUCUCCGCCACAGCCGAACUGGAAUCCAUGGAUUGCUUGUAACAUUGACGAGGGUUAUUUGGCCACGGCAAAUCUAGAACAGCUGAGCGAAGACUUGUUGAAGGCUUCGCGGGAGCGUAUUCAGCAGGAUCGGGAACUGCAAGAGCGCAUGAAGGAACGUGAGCAGUUGCCGAUUGCUAAGGUACGAGGUAAAAUCAUGGAAGCAAUUAACGAGAAUCCCGUAGUGCUCAUCCGGGGUAACACCGGUUGCGGUAAGACAACUCAAAUCGCUCAGUUCAUCCUUGAGGAUUACAUCAACUCUGGACAGGGCGCUUAUUGUAACAUCUGCGUAACGCAGCCUAGACGAAUCAGUGCAAUCAGUGUCUCCGAGCGAAUUGCUAAUGAGCGAUGUGAGAAUCUGGGCGAAGCAGUUGGUUACUCGGUGCGAUUCGAGUCUGCUCUGCCAAGACCAUACGGUUCAAUCAUGUUCUGUACUAUUGGAGUUUUGCUGAGGAAGCUGGAAGCCGGACUCCGAGGUGUGUCUCAUGUAAUUGUGGAUGAAAUUCACGAACGUGACGUGAACAGCGAUUUUAUUCUGGUUGUGCUUCGAGAUAUGUUGCAUACCUAUCCCGAUCUGCGAGUGAUUCUCAUGUCUGCUACAAUCGACACAACUUUGUUCUCUGACUACUUUGGGAAUUGUCCCUGCAUCGAGGUGGAGGGAAGAGCGUUCCCAGUGGAACAGUUGUUCCUCGAAGAUUGCAUUGAAAUGGUGAACUUCGUUCCCCCUGCCGAUAGCAGGAAACGUAAACGAGGUGCCAAGGAUGACGAUGAGGAAGGUGGAGAGGAUGCAACGAUCAAACUAACCGGUGAAACGGAUACCUCCAAUCUCAACACGAUCAUUGACGAGAGACGUUACUCAAUCCAGACGAAAAAUUCAAUGGCUCGACUUUCGGAAUCGGAGGUUUCCUUCGAAUUAAUUGAAUGUUUACUUAAUUAUAUCGAGUCGCAAAAUGUCCCGGGGGCAGUGCUGGUAUUUUUGCCUGGAUGGAAUUUGAUUUUUGCCCUAAUGAAGUACCUCCAGUCGAAACCGCAGUUCAGUGGCUCAAAGUGCAUUAUUUUGCCACUGCACUCGCAGCUUCCGAGGGAAGAUCAGCGGAAAGUCUUUUCUCACUAUGGAAACGUGCGGAAAGUUAUUUUGGCGACUAACAUUGCCGAGACAUCCAUUACUAUCGACGAUAUUGUCUAUGUGAUUGAUAUUUGCAAAGCUAGAAUGAAGCUGUUUACUUCACAUAACAAUAUGACCAGUUAUGCCACUGUUUGGGCAGCUAGGACUAACUUGGAGCAAAGAAAGGGUCGUGCGGGUCGUGUACGACCGGGAAAAUGCUUUACUCUUUGUUCGCGUGCUCGGUUUGAGAAACUGGACGAACACAUGACUCCUGAAAUGUUCCGUACGCCGCUACAUGAGUUGGCACUGAGCAUCAAACUGCUUCGGCUCGGUUCGAUUGGACAGUUCUUGUCUAAAGCUAUCGAGCCACCGCCAUUGGAUGCGGUUAUUGAAGCAGAGGUCAUGCUGAAAGAAAUGAAAUGUCUGGAUGCUGCAGAAGAGCUGACACCGUUUGGCAAGAUUUUGGCUCGUUUACCGAUUGAGCCCAAGUUGGGCAAGAUGAUGAUUUUAAGUACCUUGUUUGGAGUUUGUGAUCCUAUUGCGACACUUGCUGCCUACUCAGGAACUUUCUCCGAAAUUUUCCAGUUGGAUAUAGGACAACGCCGUUUGAUGACCCAUCAAAAGGCUCUUAGUGGUAAAAGAAACUCGGACUACGUGGCUUUGCUGACUGGUUUCAGGAUGUGGAACGAGAAGCGGCGUCGCGGCGAAGAGGCCGAAAUUCAAUUUUGUGAGUGGAAAGGUUUGCAGCUACCGACUCUUCGUGUAAUUUCUGAAGCUAAGCGACAACUACUGGAACUGCUUUCACAAACAGGUUUUCCCGAAGAAUCUAUGAUUGAAAUGUCUUUUAACCCUGAUGACAAUGAACCACGGUUGGAUAUGGUUUUGUCACUGCUAUGCGUCGGUCUCUACCCUAACGUAUGCGUUCACAAGGAAAAACGUAAGGUGUUAACCACGGAAUCGAAGGCCGCACUCAUCCAUAAAACGUCGGUCAACUGUUCUAACCUUCAGGUUACUUUUUCGCAUCCGUUCUUUGUGUUUGGCGAAAAAAUUCGUACACGAACGGUUGCUUGCAAAUCAAUGUCCAUGGUAGCACCUGUCCAUCUGCUUCUAUUCGGCUGCAAGAAGGUAGAAUGGGUUGACAACAUGGUGCGUAUCGAUAAUUGGUUGAACUACGAAAUGGAUCCCCAUCAGGCCGCACUGAUUGUCACAUUGCGCCCCGUGCUGCAAGAUUUAAUUAUCAGGAUUUCCGAAAAUCCAGAGGAUGCAAAUCAGUUAGAAGAGCGCUACCAAAAUUUGCUGGACGUGGUCAAAGAUCUGUGUGUGUUUGAUGCUGGAGAUUUUGAAAUCCAACGAGAAACUGGUUUAUCGCCGUUGGAUCAGGCGCGCGCCAACUCAAAGUUCCCACGUUCGGAUAACGGUGGUGGCAAUCGUUUCGGAGGUGGACCACGAUCAGGUGGUUUCAAUAAUGGUGGUGGUGGUGGUGGAGGUCGUGGAGGAUAUGGAGGAAACCGUGGUGGAUUUGGUGGUGGUAACAGUUUUGGUGGCAAUGGCGCUGGAGGUGGCUUCGGAGGCGGUCGAGGAGGACGUCGUUGGUAACUCAUUUAAAUUCCAACCAGUGACUAAAGUAAUAUAAUUGUAGUACAUACCUUAUUCAAAAGGGAUAUUAGUAUCCGUAUCCAUUAUUUUAAUCGCAAAUGAGAAUUAAGAGAAAUUUCAGCUACAAUCGCUUUUUGUAGUGUUUGACAAUGUGAAAUUUAAAAUACAAAGUUGAUACACCUAAAA
This is a messenger RNA of Topomyia yanbarensis, 4083 nucleotides long. It is a transcript of the gene mle, whose product is annotated as dosage compensation regulator. Lineage: Eukaryota; Metazoa; Arthropoda; Insecta; Diptera; Culicidae. Gene Ontology annotation, cellular component: intracellular anatomical structure; ribonucleoprotein complex; nucleolus. Gene Ontology annotation, biological process: regulation of mRNA processing; positive regulation of transcription by RNA polymerase II. Bases 175 to 3897 code for a protein of 1240 amino acids. The transcript has 7 exons. Gene Ontology annotation, molecular function: ATP binding; double-stranded RNA binding; 3'-5' DNA helicase activity. The record is from RefSeq and is a predicted model, not a curated record.